AACCGGAAAUAGAAGGGGUCGCCGUGUGCCUGAAGGAAAUCCCACCCGGCUCGCUAGUCGUUGACAUUCGGAGAUGCUAACUAGUUAGCCCCCAAAAAAUAAACCUCGUCUAACGUGAUAUCGCGUGUGUUUUGUCAACGUCGAAGAAAAACACGUGCCUUCGCCAGCUUUAACCCAUUAGCUGCACUGGAAGUGAAGCACGGACCGUCAUCAGCCCUUCUCAAUGAGGUACAGAGGAGUGCAGAUCUGUCGCUGGACUCACGGCUCGUGCUGCCUUUACCGCCUCGCCCUGCCUGGCAGAAUUCAUCUAGUCCGCACCUACAGUGCUCACCAUCAGACCGGCCCCCCACUGCCCGCUAACCCUGCACCUCCCGAUGGGAAGGGCGGAGCCGAGGAGGCGAAGGAGCGAGUCCUGGCUGCCCUACAGCAUGCAGGUGAGCUAGGGCGACAGUGGGGUCAGAGGUCGGCUCAGUCGGCCGCUGCCACUAUGAACUACUGGUGGGAGAGGUACGAGGAGUUUGUCGGGCUCAACGAGGUCCGCGAGGCUCAGACCAACGUCACUGAGGCUGAGGCAGCGUUCAUGGUGGCCAGAGGGAUGGUGCGUGAGGCGCACGCCAGCCUGGAAGCCCUGCAGGUUAGGCUGAAGGAGGUCCGAGACCGGCUGGACCGGGUGUCCAGGGAGGAGGCUCACUACCUGGAACUGGCGACGCUUGAGCACAAACUGUUGCAGGAGGAGCGUCGCCACCGGACAGCGUAUGAGAGCGCCGAGGGUGCAGAGAGGGAGAAGUUCGCUUUGUUCUCCGCAGCCGUCAGGGCGAGCCACGAGAAGGAGAGGACGAGAGCGGAGCGGACCAAGAACUGGUCCGUCAUCGGCUCGGUGCUCGGAGCCCUGAUCGGAGUCAUGGGCUCGACGUACGUCAACCGCGUCCGCCUGCAGGAGCUGAAGACUCUGCUGCUGGAGGCCCAGAAAGGUCCAGAGAGUCUGCAGGAAGCUCUCCGAGUCCAGGCCGGAAACCAUCGCUCCCAGCAGGACGAGCUCCGGACUCUCAUCGACAGCCUCAGGGUCACCCUGAAGGACGCCUUCACACAGAGGAGUGAAGGCGUACUUCGAGGCCAGGGAAGUGGAACCCCAGACUUGCACAAUGGGUCUCUUUCAGCCUUAAAAGACCUCCACACCUUAAGCCAAAGGACCCAGUCCGUCCUAGAGUCCCUCCCGCCACAACUGGGACAACUGGAGCAAGGACUCGGUAGACUUGAGGGCAAAUUGUCGGUGGUGAAGGGGCUGCUGGACACAGCACCACAGGCUGGACCACAGGAGGAACCACAGGCGGAACCGCUGGCAGGUGAGCUGCAGUCAGCGAGAGCAGAGAGAGCGGAGCGGUGGGAAGCCGAGGCGGCGGCGGCAACAGUGGCGGCGGCGAGGCGUCUGGAGGACACUCAGAGGACGCUUGGAGAACGAAUAAGGACAAACACGCUUUAUAACGCCGUUUUUACCUACACGGCCACCGCCAUCACCAUCUCCGCUGUUUACCUGAUGCUUAGAGGAACCGGUUAGACACAACACCUCCAGUCUGAGGUAUCCAGUCGAUGCACUGUAACACUACCAAGCACUGGGAGUACAAAUCUAAAGGUAAUAAUAUGAAAAUAAAAGAAUUAUAAUCAUAAAUCAA
Molecule: messenger RNA, 1670 nt
Organism: Scophthalmus maximus (turbot)
Lineage: Eukaryota; Metazoa; Chordata; Actinopteri; Pleuronectiformes; Scophthalmidae
Gene: ccdc51
Product: coiled-coil domain containing 51
Exons: 7
Coding region: 224-1555 (443 amino acids)
Source: RefSeq, a predicted model, not a curated record